AACUAUAAAAGCAUGGAGAUGCGUUGUAAUUGAAAUCAGUCUCGAAUUAGCGUUUAUCACAGCCUGACCUAGUCCUCGUCUGCCACCGUUGCCGUUGAGAAAGCCAACUCCAGCCGAAAUGUUCAAGCUGAUCAUCAUCUCCUCCCUUGUGGCGCUUGCCGCAGCCCAAAACCCACAGGAUGCGCAGGCCCAAAUCCUGGCCCAGGACUCGUCCAUCAACCCCGACGGUUCGUACCAGUACCGCUACGAAACCAGCAACGGUAUCGCUGCGCAGGAAGCCGGCGUCGGUGGACAGUCCGCCCAGGGAAGCUACUCCUUCACCGGCCAGGAUGGCGUUCAGUACUCCUUGACCUAUGUCGCUGAUUCCAACGGAUUCCAGCCCCAGGGUGCCCAUCUGCCCGUCGAUGUGCCCGCCCCGGAACAUGUCCUCAAGGGUCUGGAGCUGAUCCGUGCCAACCCACCACGAGAUGAUCCCAACUUCAGCUUGGACGCUUUGAACGCUGCCAUCGCACGGCUGAGCGGCAAGAAGUAAGCUGGUCGUGGGUGCCCAUUCGAUCGGUUUAUUUUGGAAAGAUAUAAAACAAAGCACACAAACGAUCAUCCUGAGCAAAUACUCCCGAGAAAUGAAACGUGAUUCUGCUAACUCAAAUUUCACAAUCUAUUGUAAAUAGCGUUUUACCUUGAUUGCUUCGCGUUAAUGAUGCAUUUCUCUAUUAUGCGAUAUUCAUCAAAAUUUAGUCCUAUUUUUAUUUAGCUCUAAACGUAACGAUUGUUCAUAAGCGAGACUAGUGAUUUUUUUUUUGCUGUAGGUAUCAUGUUCAUUGUAUUUUACAUAAAACAGUGCGUCAUCGUAAGUCGUUAAAUAAAGCGGAAAGAAUUGAUUUUGUAAGAAAAAAACUA
Toxorhynchites rutilus septentrionalis is the source of this 900-nucleotide messenger RNA. Its product is annotated as cuticle protein CP14.6-like. Lineage: Eukaryota; Metazoa; Arthropoda; Insecta; Diptera; Culicidae. The record is from RefSeq and is a predicted model, not a curated record. Bases 119 to 532 code for a protein of 137 amino acids. Gene Ontology annotation, molecular function: structural constituent of chitin-based larval cuticle. Gene Ontology annotation, cellular component: chitin-based extracellular matrix. The transcript is spliced from 2 exons.